Onychostoma macrolepis is the source of this 4510-nucleotide messenger RNA. It is a transcript of the gene rundc3aa, whose product is annotated as RUN domain containing 3Aa. The record is from RefSeq and is a predicted model, not a curated record. The coding region runs from base 2377 to 3672 and encodes 431 amino acids. The transcript has 12 exons. Gene Ontology annotation, cellular component: cytosol. Lineage: Eukaryota; Metazoa; Chordata; Actinopteri; Cypriniformes; Cyprinidae.
UCUUAGUUAUGUUUAACGUGAAGUAAAAAAAAAAAAAAAAAAGCCCCUUAAUUUGGGGCCUUCCAUGAACGGUGUCUUGACUUCAGAUAGCACGCUUAUCUCUGCAAAGGGCAGAGGCUCUGUAAAACAGCACAUCAGAAGAGAUAAAGGACUGGCCCGCGUGCUUCUCCCGUGUAGGCUUUCGUUGAUAUCAGAGUGAAAGGUCAAAGGCGGUUACGCUACAUUUACUUUACUUGUCAGUAGGGUUGUAACGCUAUACCGGUAUGACGGUUUAUCACGGUUUGAACAUGCACGGUUAUCAUACCGUAAACAUUUGCAUAUCUACGGUAGAAAAGAAAAAAAAAAAAGGAAAAAUCUCACCUGCGCAUAUGCAACUUCUUUCCGCAUUCACUUGGCUGUUCAUUUAAAUUCACUUUCAUUAAAAUGGUUUCAAGUUUGUUGUAAUAAAGGAUUUGUUCACUCAAAUAACUUGUUCUUAUUCUUAUAAGAGUCAUUAUUGCUGAUAAGAAUUAUAGUUUAAUAUAUACCGUGAUAUUUUCUCAGACGAUUAUCAUAUCUUGAAAAUCUCAUACCGUUACAACCCUACUUGUCAGUAUAAGCUCUUUGCUUUAAAAGUAGUGAAAGCCAGCCAGACAACAAUAACAUACAAUCACUAGACGAGCGAUCAUCAAAUCCUGUUAACAGUCUUCCUUUUUUACAAAACCUUUUGCUCUCUUGAAUCUGUCAGAAACUGUCAGUAUUUUCAACUUGAACAUAUUUUAAGUUCAAGUGUUAGUAUUACAACCACUGAAUUAAUACCAACAUAUGAAAUUAAAUUAAUGACAGAAAAAUUAGGAAUGUUGGACAAUAAAUAUAUAACAGGAAUAACAUCUUGACAGUAAACUGUUUUUGAAGUAUUGUCUUAUAUGUCUGUUAAAGGAAGACUAUAAACAAAAAAACUUUUCAUGUAAACACAUUACAGCCACUUUCUCCAAAAAUGUUUAAUUAUUUAAUUAUGACAGACAGCAGUGCAUCAUGUUCUAGAUCAUGUUUGUAGUGUGUUCCAGGGGACUAAAACGUGCAAUAUAUAUUUCAGACCUACUGGAGUAAUAGUAAAUAAUAAUAUAGUAAUUGUAAAUGUGUAAAGUUGUAUAAGCUCAUUCUAACUUAGUGUCAUAUCCAUAUAAAUCAUUAUUAUGGUUUCUAUGGCUAGGACCUGCAGUUCCUAAAAAGAUUUAAGUUUACUACUAGACAGUUAACGUCAGCAGGUGCAUAAGACAAAGCGGCGUCCCACUUCAAAAUACACAAUAUUUUUACACUUGUGAAUAUUCACCUGUCAGGGUCUUUGGGAAAACGAUGAAAGGCAACAUUUUUACUGUCACACUGAUAGUUUUUGCAGUGGAUUGCCCAACAUUGCGUUCUUUUAUUCCACUUUGACCUCUCUUUCGUUGUUGUUCUGUUUAUUUCUGUGUAUGUGCUGCUGUCCAGUUGGAAUUUUCACCCCAAAAUUGCGGCCGCGCGACCGAAGCGCCACCUAGUGGCUGUUACCCAAAAACAGCAUCCGAGUUUCGCCUCUUGGUCUUCUAUACUCCUUGUUUAAAGUUUUAUUAGUAGUAUCUUAAAAAGAGAAGUAAAAUCAGAAACCUGAAUGGUCUGAAACGUUUUAGCAAUUUUUUUCAUUGCUGUCUUAUGGUCUGUAGUUAUAAAAUGUAAUAUCUAAUCUUUUUAUAGGUUUUUUUAAUUAAUGUUAACGUAUAAGUGUCAUUUAAAUGAACCAUUUCAAACCUAAAUUGUGUGUUCAUACAUCAGCCCAUUAGUUUCCGGUAAGUGAAACACCAAGAGGCUUUUACACUGUCGUGCACUUCCAUUAUUCGACUAAUAAAACUAAAUCUAGAUUUAUGGUUAAUUUAGGGGUUGAAUCUCUUUUCUGAGAUCAUGAAUGAGCUGGACCCGUGAAGGUCUGAAAAAUAUGAUAAACGGCGUCCCCUGGUGGUCAAUUUUUACACUUGCUUUAUAAUCUAAUAAAAUCGAGAUCAGCUCGUUGAUACCUUGAAAGCUGAAUCAUCCUAAGGCCCGUGGCGCAUUAUUUUACACAGAACUGCUGACUCAAUAAGAAAUUAUUAUGUGGAUAUUUUCUUAUUUCAGGUGUUUCCCUCAAAAUUUUAGAGGAGGAGACCAACCUUGGUUGCCACAGUUUUCAUUCUAAGAUAACCCACCAACUUGCAAAAUUAAAAAUAUAUUGAAUAUAAAUAACACGCAUUCUGUUUUGCUAUACAUUUCGUACAUUUUCUGCCCCGGUGUCCUCAGCCGGAGUGGACGCACAGCGGCAGCGCGGCGGAAGGAGGGAGGGGUCUGAGCCGCGCCGGGAAACCAGAGGCUCGAUGCAGCCUCCGCCGAAUGAAGUCAGGCUGUUUCCAGACCGCAAUGGCUAUGGGUCUAACGUCGAAAAAAUCCUCCUCUAGAAACAUCGGCGUGGAACGCAAGAAUCUCAUCACCGUCUGCAGGUUCUCUGUGAAGACGUUGUUGGAAAAGUACACUGCAGAGCCUAUUGAUGACUCAUCGGAGGAGUUCAUUAACUUUGCAGCAAUUUUGGAGCACAUCCUCAGUCAUCGUUUCAAAGGUCCAGGUGGUUGGUUCAGUUCAGAUGGCCAGAGGAGUUUCUGGGACUAUAUCCGUCUGGCCUGCAGUAAAGUCCACAACAACUGCAUCAGUAGCAUUGAGAGCAUUGAGAACAUUAGCACAUCGCGAGCAAAGGGACGAGCAUGGAUUCGUGUAGCUUUGAUGGAGAAGCGUUUGUCUGAAUAUGUAGCAACUGCGUUAAGAGACACUCGGACAACCAGGAGAUUUUAUGAUGAUGGUGCCAUAAUGCUAAGGGAGGAGGCUACCGUUCUGACGGGGAUGCUAAUUGGACUCAGUGCCAUUGACUUCAGUUUCUGUCUAAAAGGAGAAGUUUUGGAUGGAAAGACACCUGCAGUGAUCGACUACACACCUUACCUGAAGUUCACCCAGAGCUAUGACUACCUGAGUGAUGAAGAAGACCGCCGCAGUGUGGACAGCAGUGCCAGUGAUGAGAGUGUAGCUGAGCAUCCUUACAUUCCUUUGGUCACAGACGAAGAGACCUGGAGCAACAAAUGCCGAAAGAUGGAGCAAAGAUUCAAGAUCGUGUAUGCCCAGAAGGGUUAUUUAGAGGAACUGGUCCGCUUGAGGGAAUCCCAGCUGAAAAAUGUAGAAACUGAGAACAAGCGGCUUGAUGCUAAACUAGAAGAACUACAGGUCCAGAGUCAACAGGAGAAGAAAGAACUGGAGGCCAUUAUACUGGAGCUACAGGCACAACUCACUGGCAUCAUUCCUUGUGAGUCCUCUCAUUUGGUAAAAGGACUGUGUAUUCCACUCCAGUGGACAACUGCACAAGCCACCAACAAACAAGGAAAUGUAAAGCUGUUCCGUCGGAGAAGUUUUCACAGUUUGGACCUCUCAGUUGAUGUGAGUUUGAACUCUGACUCUCAGAAGGAAGACGGCAAUCAGAAUGGAGACACAGCCUGGUCAGCAGCUAAAGACAACACUCCCUCUAUGCUCGGUCUAUGUGGUUCUUUGGCUUCUCUACCCAGCUGUAAGUCACUGGCAAGUCUCAAGUCCAGUGAGUAUUUGGUCAACAUCAGCACAGAGCCAAGUCCUGCCCUGUCUCCCAGCUAGGGGGCGCCAAACUCCGACCAACAAGACACUGUCGGUCUCGGCUGUGCUUUCCUCCAAGAAACAAUACAACUGUCCUAUCAACGUCCUUCAAAGAUCCCAAUGAGCUGAAACAACAUAUUAAAAAAACGAAGGUGUUUUAUCUGAAUUUGGUUUUUGUGACGUGUGAGAUCUUCAAACUCCAUGAAUGACCUUAUCUUAUUUUCCCAUCUUUACUUGCCAAUUUAUUCACUCUUGUCUUCCACUCUUCAGUACAGUCUUCAUCAGCAUGUUUGAGUGUCUGUAACAUUCCCCGAGCCUGAUAUUAGAGCCCAAAGGCACAGCAGCUUAUCUCUGUUAGCUCUGAACCCAUUAGUCCUUGAAUUCCCAGCACCAGAGGCACAAGUAGAUCGAAGUGAUACACAAAACUCAAGACUUGGCAGUUAUUCAGUAUACAUUAUUCAUCUAAAAUGAACAUGAACAUACAGAGUGGCACAUCUGGUAAUGUUACCCACAGCCAAAUCUCUGAUUUAGAUGCAUUACCUUAUUCAUAUGCUUAUUGUAAGAGACCAGGGAAGGAAGUGGACAAAAGCUGUUGCCUGUAUCUGCAUGUGAACUGAGCUUUAUUCAGGCUGUAAUUGCCUCCGCUGACUUGAUGUACUUGCUCCUUUGACAGUGAUGUGACUGGAAGUAACUGCAAGUGUUGUCAGCUAAAUUCAAAUCUUUUGUCAUAUAUCUCUUAUUGGUGUUGCUUCAUUUCUUGCGUUUCUUCAGUUACAUAAUUGUAUAUUUUGUUAUGCGAUGGCAGUGCUCUGCAGUUCUGAAUUGUAAUAAAUUAUUCUUUUGUUAUGUCAAUAAAUCU